This is a messenger RNA of Geodia barretti, 754 nucleotides long. The record is from the annotation of a GenBank genome assembly. Lineage: Eukaryota; Metazoa; Porifera; Demospongiae; Tetractinellida; Geodiidae.
GUGAGGCGAUUGAGAUUGCUGCACUGAGAACAAACCUUCGUAGCAUCACCAGCGCGGUCCAGGGAAACCUUCAGUGGUUCGCAGAUGGUCUCAUAGAGAAAGCGUUUAUUGCCCCCGGCUCAGCUAGUGGAAUACUUGAAACGCAUGGGGUUACUCCAGCAGAAAAAGCCGGAAAGCUGCUGAAUAGUGUAUUUACGAAGAUAGAAACAUCAAAAGAGAAAAUACGCUGGUUUAAUGAGUUUCUUGCCAUAUUUUUUCUGCUAAAGUCUACGAGGAGCUUGUGAAAACUCUGGCAGAGAAUGCUCAGGGGACUGCUAAACCUUCAACAACGCCCCCCUUCUCGUGUUCCUGAAAUCCUAAGCAAAAUACCAACACUUGGUCAACUUUUGAAAUUGAAGUAUGUAAUCGAUGGAGAAACCCAUGAGAUAGAGAUAAUUCCCAGGCUGUCACAGCAGUGGAACACAUUUGGCGUGUCCGGAUUAGGCAUUGAGGACUACAAAGUUGACAUUUGCAAAGGGAAAGAUGACAGCGAAUCAUGCUUCAAACUUUUCAAAAAGUUCUUACAAAGUGGAUCGAAGAAGUUUAAAAAUCCAACAUGGCGGAGUGUGAUAACAGCAUUGAGAGAUCGAGAUUUGACUGUCAUUGCAGAUGAGCUGGAGAACAGGGCACUCCCAAAUAUGAUAGACUGACUGAAUUGACUGAAUCCUAGAAAUUGGUAGAAGAAAUUAUGAUUAAUGAAACCCCUGAAAAUUUU